CAUACCUCAAACUAUGUUCUUUCUUCAAUAUAUUUUCUCAUUCCUUUUAUCACUUCCAAAUUUUAAUUUUCUAACAGAAUGAAGAAGCACGUCCCCUCAUAUAGCAAUUAACAAGUAAAUAUAAAUAGCUUCCACAAUACAGUUGAAGGACACACAAUGGAGGACAGAACUAAGUUAAUAGUAACACAAGGUCAUGAAACUCUUUUAACAAAAUGUUUCAUUGGAAAGACUGGAGGGGCUUCUUGGUUAGGCUUAAUGAAGAAAGCUUUUAGAUCACCUGUCAAAGAGAAUCAUAUGAGAAGUAGCAGAAGAAGAGAAGAGGCUGAGCAAGAGGAAGAAGAAAAGAAGAGGGGGAAACGACGAUGGAUAUUCCGAAAGCCUACGCUUCAUGAAACAACAAUUAAUCACAAACAAGAAGCAGACGCUACCACCAACACCUCAUCAAGUACAAGCAAAAGAAAUCUGGCGACAAAUUUAUUGCCAGAGAAUAAUGCUGAUUUGAAGCAAAGAGGAACAAAUGCAGUAGCCAUGCCUACCACACUAGGCAAGGACGGAUCGAAAGUUUUAGGAAUCCAUAAACUUCAAAUCUUGGAUUCGCCUUCUAACGAAACAGCAGAUGCUACAGCACGGGCAGCUGUGAACAUUAUUCGGCUCACGCGACCUACCAUUUCAGUUAAAGAACAGCGUGCCGUCCUUACCAUUCAGACAGCAUUCAGAGGGUACUUGGCAAGAAAAGCACUCGGGGCCCUCAAGGGGCUGGUAAAGUUGCAAGCUUUAAUAAGAGGCCACAAUGUUCGAAAGCGAGCAAAAAUGACCCUCCAAUGCAUGCAAUCUCUUGUUCGAGUGCAAACUCAGGUGUGUGAUCAACGUAGAAGGUUAUCCUGUGAAGGGAUUAAUUGUGGUUCCAUUUUCAGAGAGCCAAAAAGCAUUCUGGAGCUUCAUCUCGGUGACAAGGAGUCUACUUCUACAAAUCUAGCUAGUACUGUGGACGACGGUUAUGAUCAUUCGCGUGCACUAGAAAAAGUUGAAGCUUUGUUACAGAAAGCAAAGGAAGCUGCUAAAAAGCGCGAAAAUUCUCUUGCUUCUGCAUUCUCUCGGAAGAUGUGGACCUUGGAUAAGGAUGAAAACGAAAGUAGCAAUAAAGAGCUUGACGAGGAUUUGAGAAUUUUUCACUGUAGAGCUUCAUGCGAUCAGCCAAGAGAUCGCAAAAAGAAUAUUGAAACCGACACGGCUUGCUCUUAUUAUGACUCAGAUCCCGAGUUUUGGAGAUUACAACAUCAUUAUUAUCAGGACCAGCAACGAAAAUUCUAUUCAUAUGCAGUCCCGUCUCCUCUCUCCCAUAGAGCAAAUGUUAACGGUUUGCCCAUGACACCACCAACAUUUAAGAUGAAAAAUAUCCUAUUUCAUUCGGCUAGUCCACGGUGCAGAAGGGAAGAAAAGAGCAAUCACCGGAUGGCGGCUCUUCUCUCCCAUAGAGCAAAUGUUAACGGUUUAAGCAGGAACUCUGCUAACUCUGAGCCCAAUUACAUGGCAGCCACAGCUUCAGCCAGGGCCCGUGGUGAACGGUCACAAAGUGCUCCAAGGCAGAUGCCGAUGACUCCAGAAAGAGAAAAACCAAGUGCAGCAAAGAAACGGCUAUCUUUCCCUAUUCCAUGAAAUGUCCAAUGACGCAGACCAAAAAAUUCUGAAGCUAAAUAGCAAAAUUCAUCGAUAAUUCUAUUUAGCAACGGGUUAGCGAUAAAGUUCAUAGCUAAUUAAUAUUUUUUAUUGUAGUGUUAGAUUGUUAACUUUAGAUCAUAGAUUGGUGAGCCCUAGAAGGAAGAGUGUACAAUUCUACAUACAGAACCAUUUAUGGAUCAUUAAUUAAUAGUCCAAUAGGCAUUAUAACUUCUACUUUUCUUUUUUCAAUAAUGGUGGUAUAUGGGCUUGUUCGCGUGUAUCUUUGAUUGUUCUAUCAGGUAUCUGUUAAAUUUCACACCAGCGAAUAUAUGGGCUUGUGGUAAGUUUGUAUGUAUAUUUGGAACUUGUCAGGA
Messenger RNA from Lycium barbarum (goji berry), 2033 nucleotides. RefSeq names its product protein IQ-DOMAIN 17-like. The transcript is spliced from 7 exons. Gene Ontology annotation, molecular function: protein binding. Lineage: Eukaryota; Viridiplantae; Streptophyta; Magnoliopsida; Solanales; Solanaceae. The record is from RefSeq and is a predicted model, not a curated record. Bases 157 to 1656 code for a protein of 499 amino acids.